AUGGUUGCCCUCUCAUCUGUCUUCCUUGCCUUAACGUCUGCGUUGAGGGCCGUCUCCUCUCCGAUCGAUGCCGACUUCUUCAAUAACACUGGCAACAUCGACAAGCGCCAAAGUGUUUCACCUGGCACGGGUUACAACAAUGGCUUCUUUUACUCAUUCUGGACCGAUGGCGGAGGCUCGGUCAAUUAUCAAAACGGACCUGGUGGUCAGUACUCCGUUCAAUGGAGCAAUGUCGGCAACUUUGUCGCUGGGAAGGGCUGGAAUCCCGGAAGUGCUAGGAUCAUCAACUACUCGGGCUUUUUCAACCCCAGCGGCAACGGUUAUUUGUCUGUCUACGGCUGGACCCGCGAUCCGCUCAUUGAAUACUAUGUCGUCGAAUCAUAUGGCACAUACAAUCCCUCCAGCGGCGCCACGUACCAGGGAUCCGUCACCUCUGACGGAGGCACCUACAGUAUCUACACAGCCCAACGAGUCAAUGCCCCUUCUAUCGACGGCACGCAGACCUUUACCCAGUACUGGUCCGUUCGCCAGAGCAAACGUGUCGGCGGAUCUGUCAACUUGGCCAAUCACUUUAAUGGGUGGCGCAACCUUGGUAUGAAUCUGGGCGUUCAUGACUAUCAAAUUGUUGCAACGGAAGGUUACGAGAGCAGCGGAGAUUCACAGAUCACCAUCAGCUGA
Messenger RNA from Rhinocladiella mackenziei CBS 650.93, 678 nucleotides. RefSeq lists its product as uncharacterized. The transcript is spliced from 2 exons. Gene Ontology annotation, molecular function: hydrolase activity, hydrolyzing O-glycosyl compounds. Lineage: Eukaryota; Fungi; Ascomycota; Eurotiomycetes; Chaetothyriales; Herpotrichiellaceae. Bases 1 to 678 code for a protein of 225 amino acids. Gene Ontology annotation, biological process: xylan catabolic process. The record is from RefSeq and is a predicted model, not a curated record.